Messenger RNA from Coprinopsis cinerea okayama7#130, 3384 nucleotides. Its product is annotated as endoplasmic reticulum protein. Lineage: Eukaryota; Fungi; Basidiomycota; Agaricomycetes; Agaricales; Psathyrellaceae. Gene Ontology annotation, biological process: phospholipid transport. The record is from RefSeq and is a predicted model, not a curated record. The coding region runs from base 1 to 3384 and encodes 1127 amino acids. Gene Ontology annotation, molecular function: lipid binding. Gene Ontology annotation, cellular component: endoplasmic reticulum; ERMES complex. The transcript has 3 exons.
AUGUUCAAGGCUCUUCUGUACGCUUAUGUCUUGGGAGGGCUCACCUUCAUCCCGCUCGUGGUGGCGGUCGUCAUCUUCAUCACGGUGUACACCUCUGUACCCGUCGGUGAUACCGAUAUGGCAAAGAAGAAGAGGGGGCAAAUGGAGGCGGACAGUGUGGAGGAAGAGAAGGACAACGACGGAGAGGUGAUGGAUGGCGACAAGGACAACGGCAGUGCAGCGGAUCCACAACUCGAACUCAACGACAAACCCACGACCCGGAAAGGCUGGCUCACUGUUCGGCGGACGUUUGAAGAAGAGGAGAAUGACACGAGUUAUGUGACGCUCGUUAGGUCGUUCUUGGAUUCCCGUUCCAAGGACCCCAAGCGCUCGAGACCCAAGGACAUGUGGUAUGCGGUUCUCAAGAGGAAUAUCCUUUACCUUUAUGAGGACGAGGGUAUGACCGAAUGCGAAGCUGCCAUUGAACUCAGCGGGCAUGAUGUAGUCAUUUACCCUGAGGGUCUUCCCGACGGCGAACUCUACGCGAAGAGGAAUGCCAUCUGUCUCCGCCGGAAGACUCCAGCAUCCAGCAACUUGGCCAGCGUGACGAAGGAGAUGAAACUGGGGAAGGAAGAGGUGGAGUCCCAGCUGGAAAGGAAACCGAGUUCAGCAAAGAAGAAAGCCAGGGAACGGGAAGCUUUGCUCGAGGCCGACAAGAAGAUCGACGCAGCCAGGGAUGAAGCGUUCGACCCUGAGACGCCGUGGUUCAUCUUUGUUCGUUCCAAUCUCGAAAUGGAAGACUGGUACUUUUCGCUCCUCCACGCCUCUUCACAUCCUGCUCAAACUCCGACUCUUCUCCCACUGCGGAGCGUAUUUGACCCAACCGAUAUGAAUCACUUGGUCAACACAUUGGACAACCAGCCCGAUGUCAUCCCAAUGCGAUGGUUGAAUGCCCUGUUGGGACGAAUCUUCUUCAGCCAUUACCGAACUCACCACCUCGAGGCAUACAUUAUCGGUCGAUUAAUGAAGAAGCUCGAAAAGGUCAAGCGUCCCCAGUUCCUCACCGACAUCGCCGUGACCGAAGUCUCUGUGGGCACCAGACCUCCCAUGUUCAGCAAACCAAUGCUGAAAGAGCUCACGAAAGAGGGCGACGCAUCGUUGGAAGUUCAUUUCCAAUACAAAGGCGAAAUCAGAAUAACGAUAGAAGCAACUGCGGUCAUUAAUCUCGGAGCAAGGUUCAAGUCGUAUACAGUGAAACUCGUUUUGGCGGCCGUUUUGAAGGAAUUGGAGGGGAAUUUGUUGGUCAAAGUUAAACGUCCACCGAGUAAUCGCAUUUGGUAUGCGUUUACGCAGACGCCGAGGAUGGUGUUGGCCGUUGAGCCUAUUGUCAGCGAUAGGCAGAUUACUUGGGGGAUGAUCCUGAGUACGAUCGAGUCCCAGAUCAAGGAGAUUAUUCGAGAGUCGGUUGUGAUGCCAAACAUGGACGACAUCGCGUUCUUUGACAGUCUGCCCUAUGCUCACCGUGGUGGUAUCUGGGCAGAUGCGUCUCGACAGAUGCAUCCGCGCGCGUUCGUUACUCCCCCUGAAGGAGAGGAGGAUGUCCAGUCUUCCCAAUCUGCACCCAACCCCGGUUCUUCUUCUACUGAACCACCGGCCACUCUCACUUCCCAGUCUGACGACCUUUUGGCUGUCAAAUCCUCAAGCUCGUCUUCGUCGUCAGACUCGAAGUCUGCACUAAGCGAUCCGACAGACUCGACUAGGAAUAACACACGUCGCAAAACAUGGUUCUCCAGUGUCAAAAGUGAUGAUGGUUCGGGGUUGCUCAGCGAUGUUUUCUCCGGCUCGGGCGAUGAGAACGGUUCGAAACAUAGACGAGGUCGGAAAGGCUACACAGGCACGACAACCGACGAAGAAGGCCCAUCGCGUUCUCCCUCGCGCUCUUCACGACGUCGAAGUGCACAUUCUGUCAGCUCACAAAAGUCCUACAAAACGGAUCAAGGCUCGCAAUCCGAAGCCGGUACAUCGUAUCGAUCCCACUCUCGUCUCUCUAACCGCGAUGACGACGAAGACAGUUCCUAUCUAAGGAGCCGUCCAACCACGCCAGAACGAAGAAGAUCAGAUGUUUCUCUGAAGAAUCGCUCUCCCAGUCCACCUUCCUUCUUCUCCACACUCAAGUCUAAGGCUGGAGAUAAGCAGGCUCUGACGAACACUGCAAAGGAAACGAUACGGAAAUGGAGUGCCAACUGGGGCCUGAAGAAAGACAGCACUGACGACUCGAGUUCUCAUGACGGCGCCUCAACUUCGUCUCGUCUAAAUGCAGGCACCAGUCCACCCUCUGGCCACAAGCCCCGAGCAAGCUACGCCGAAGUGCGAGCGGCAGUUGCUGAGCGGAAGGAGAAAGAGAGGUUGGCCGAGACGGAAGGCAAUUCGAAUUCGAACCCUCCAACCACGUUGUCUAAUGGAUCCGCUCAUGCUCAGAACCAGGCUUCGUCUUCUGACAAUCCCAUUUACCCAUCAAUCGUAUCCUCUUCGGCACGCCUGUCAACACCCCGCCUCGCCACAAAGAAAUCCACUCCUUCAAUCAGCCGGGUUAAUACCGACAUCGACGCUGAACCCCCCGUCUCGCUCGAAACGCCGAUCCACGUCCAACCGCAAGCGAAAACGAUGUCCAUUCCAGGUAUUCACGCCAAAAACCGCGGAGAAAUUCAAUCGCUGGGACAUGUCGCUUCCCCGCAAACGCCCACUCCGCCUGUGCUUUCCACGGCUCCUACGCCAUCGACAAUCAUAGAAAGCAAGUUGAAAAACCCCGCUAUCCAGACUGUCUAUCGCUUUUGGAAGAGUCCCGGGAAUGCUGGGAACAGCGUGACCAGCCAAGCGACCUCGCAAGGAUCGAGUGGUGGUGGUGACACCGAGAUUACUCAGAGUGGUGGUAGUGGCAGUGGAUCAGACAGCCGUCCGGGAGAGGCAGUUGAGCGGCCUAGUCCACCGCCACUACCCCCUCGUCACACCAACACUCAAGCUGGCCCCACAUUGGCUUCGACGUCAGAGGCUACCCUGAAUCCUCCGGCAGGCGCGCUAGGAUCGUCUUCCGCCGCAUCUGAGGCUCUGAAGAAUACCGUUUCCAAGGACGAGAUUGCGCGCUCUGUUUCCCCUCAGGAACAAGGGGAUUCUCAGCCGGGUGUUGCCAAUGCUCACCAUGGGAGUGCAAUGACGGAGCCGACGCUGCACGAGGUCAUGGCCUCGGGGGAUGUAGCGGGCCCGACACGCGGUGCGUUAAACACGAGUAGGAGUAGCGUGGGCUCGGCGUCGACCAUGGGCAGCGCCAGUGGGAAUGGGGAUGGCGACGCUCAACAUGGUCGGACGCCUCCGCCACUACCUCCUCGUCCCGUUCCUGCUAUCGCUUAG